AUGUUGCAUAGAUCAAGAGACUCAAAAUCAAGAUCAAGAGACUCAAAAUCAAUUUCUAGAAGAUUCUUUUCGCGGAAGAUUCAACUCCGGCGAUGCGGUUGGGUGAAAAAUCCUCCUCUCGUUUGCGCUCACGGCGGUGAUUCCUCCGUCGCAUUCCCCAACACCAUGGCUGCGUAUCACUCUGCUCUUAGCUCUCGAGUUGACUGUAUCGAGAUUGAUGUUUCUCGUUCUUCGGACGGAGUUUUGUUUGCUCUUCAUGAUAGGGAUUUGCAGCGGUUGUCUGGAAACACUAGUUCUAGAGUUGGUCAUAUGAGCUCAAAACAGAUAAGAGAGCUUAGUGCUUCACACCAAUCUACUGAGAAGAUUAAUGAUGAAAGUAUAACCACAAUUCAAGAUGCUCUGAUGUUGGCUGCAAGUUCUGUACGACAGAUAAUUCUAGAUGUUAAAGUUGGACCCCCAUUGUAUGAGAAAGGACUUGCCAAAGAUGUUCUCUCUAUUGUGGAGCAGACAGGGUGCAAAAACUGCCUCAUAUGGGCUAAAAGUGACAAUUUAGCAAGGGACGUCAUUAAACUCUCAUCAGAAAUUGCAUUUGGAAUAAUGCAGGUUGGCUAUAUAGUCAUGAUGGAACCUUCUACAGGGGCUAGAUCAAAAUUAUUGAGGAUGAAAGGUGCUGAGGUUGUUGGUGUCUACCACCCAUUGAUUGACGAAAAGCUUAUGAAAGUUUUGCACAGAAGGAGAAAAAAGGUUUUUGCAUGGACUGUUGAUGAUGCAGAAUCCAUGGAAAAGCUACUGUUUCAGCAGGUUGAUGGUAUUGUUUCGAGUAACCCCACUUUACUUCAACGCCUAAUGCAGGAUAUCAAAACACAAUGUUUUGAAGAAGGUUAUUCAUUGUAA
Molecule: messenger RNA, 894 nt
Organism: Vicia faba (fava bean)
Lineage: Eukaryota; Viridiplantae; Streptophyta; Magnoliopsida; Fabales; Fabaceae
Source: the annotation of a GenBank genome assembly